AUGCAAAGCACUGAGAUACACGUAGAUGUAGCGGAACCUUGGCUUAUACAAUUAAACGAAAGUAUAUCAGAAAACAAACUACAUUUACUUUACACGUUAACGCACGAAAUAGGACAUUCAUUAGGAUUAUCGCACAAUCAUCGCGCAGAUUCUCUAAUGUUUCCUUACGUCACCGAUAGAUCCGCUACACUCAGUAUAGAGGACAUUUUAGCUAUUCAACGUCUAUAUGGAAAAAAUCAAAAUGAAGUACCGAGUACACGAUCUCCACCGGUAACUACAGACACGCGUAAAACAUCAACGCAAAAUCUGUGCGAUCUACCAUACGUGGACAAUGUACUGGUGUUGAAACAUCACAUAUUCGUCACUUAUCGAAAGAGCAUAUGGGUGAUAGCCAUCAAUGGUAAAAGGUACAAGGGACCACUCGCGCUCAAUGACUAUCUUCGUUUUCUUCCGGCGAACGUUUCAAUAAACGCCGUGUAUCAACGGCCAUCAGAAGAAAUUGUGAUGUUCGCGAAUAAUAAAAUUUACAUGGUAGAUUAUCCGAGUUUUCAAUUGAAAAAUGGUUGGCCGAAAACGUAUUCCGACCUGAACUUUCCCGCAGAAAUGCGCGUUAACGCAGCAUUAGUCACCAACCGAGGACAAACGUACGUGAUCUUCGAUGGCGACAGCGUAGCGUUAAUGAAUGAAUGCGACAUGACUAUUCGCGAAUAUCACUCGUUAAAAGCGAUAUUUCCGGGAAUACCAUCAUCUCCGACUGCAGCCUACCGAUAUAUCGACGGUUCUCUUCAUUUCCUACAAAAACGUCAAUAUUACAAAUUCAACGAGUUCACCCAAACAGUAACGAAUGCCGAUAAUUUCGACAUGAAAAUACUCAACGUAAAUUGUCCUACAGACGGACUGCUAAGACAAUUGCAAGAUCUUCUUAAUCGACUGCUUCAAUCAAAUAAUUUACUCGAAUACACCACAGAGGAUGCAUUGGACGAUUAG
This is a messenger RNA of Cyphomyrmex costatus, 987 nucleotides long. Its product is annotated as matrix metalloproteinase-14-like. NCBI's taxonomy places the organism in Eukaryota, Metazoa, Arthropoda, Insecta, Hymenoptera, Formicidae. The record is from RefSeq and is a predicted model, not a curated record. Gene Ontology annotation, cellular component: extracellular matrix. The transcript has a single exon. Gene Ontology annotation, biological process: proteolysis. Bases 1 to 987 code for a protein of 328 amino acids. Gene Ontology annotation, molecular function: metalloendopeptidase activity; zinc ion binding.